GACUCUCCUGACAUAGACAUUUUAUAGAUGUAUAUUUGAAAACAUUUAUCCAUGCUUAUAAAUGGCACCGUAUGUGUUAUUUUAAUGGCUACCAAGCGUUGUAUAGAUUAAAUAUAUAUAUAGAUAUAUAUUGGGGGCGGGGGGACAACAACGGCGCCCCCCCACAUUCGGACCUUCUACAGGUGGUAAGGAUCUACAUCCGCGGUAAAAAGUAGGGCGGCGUCGUAGUAUUUGAUUGUAAAGAAGGCUAGAGUGCUAGGAGAGGACUAAAAUGGAUACGCUGAAGAAAGGACUGCACAAAGCCCAGGAAGGAGCGGCGGCGGUGGCGACGAAGACCAAGCAGGGAGUGAGUGGCGCGGCCGAGAUGACCAAAGAUGGGGUGCUGUUCGUCGGCACUAAGACAAAGGAUGGAGUCACAACAGUCGCCGGUAAAACAGUGGAGGGGGUGAGUCAGGUGAGCGGAGCAGUGCUUACCGGGGUGACCACGGUGGCCCAGAAAACAGUGGCGGGGGCAGGCAACAUCGUGUCCGCCAAGGUAUUGGUCAAGGAUCCCGCCAAACGAAGUGACCAGAAUUCCGCUACGCACAAUGAUUCGCCGGUGGAUACCGACAACGCUGAGGCCAUGGAGGAUGACACAGAUUGAACAUGUUUUAAGAUGGACUAUCAGAACAUUCCACAUACCUGCCAAGUCCCGUCGUGCCUCAUCUUGGUCUUCUAUGAUGUGUGUGCGUGUGUAAAAUUGCUGUGCUGAAAGGUGUUGGGUUGUGUGUAUUUGUAUUGUGUGUGUCUUUUGCACAUCAGCAAAUGGACCUCAGGUGUCUUGUUCUUUGUAACAUUGAUAAUGCUACGUUAUCGCUGUGUGUGUGUCAGUAAAUAGCACAUGGAACUAUACAGCAAUGACAAAAAAAACAUCUAAGUGUCUCUAUAUGAACAACGACCAUGACAAUGUUCUCAAUUUUUUUGCUAUAGCUUCAAUUUGUGUAUCCAUAUUGUAUUUUCAUCAUGAAAUCAGAAAAUAAAAGGAUGUAUUCUGUCUUAUUGGAAUUUAAA
This is a messenger RNA of Phycodurus eques (leafy seadragon), 1050 nucleotides long. Its product is annotated as alpha-synuclein-like. Gene Ontology annotation, cellular component: axon terminus; neuronal cell body; cytoplasm. Gene Ontology annotation, biological process: synaptic vesicle endocytosis; synapse organization; chemical synaptic transmission. The transcript has 6 exons. Bases 272 to 643 code for a protein of 123 amino acids. Gene Ontology annotation, molecular function: cuprous ion binding. The record is from RefSeq and is a predicted model, not a curated record. NCBI's taxonomy places the organism in Eukaryota, Metazoa, Chordata, Actinopteri, Syngnathiformes, Syngnathidae.